CACAAAAUUUUCAAAAGAUUUGCCGCUAAAUUCCAUUUUCUACAAUAAGAUCCCCAUCCUUAAAACCUCAGCAUCCGGUAAAAUUCAUACUCAUUUAUGCAUCGGCAAAUAGCAACAACAGUGAUGGAGAACAGCGACGAUUUUGAAUGUUUUCCGCCCCUCGAAGCUCCUUCCUCUCCCGUCCCUGAGAGAAAGCUGAAAAGACUGAAGAAAGCUAAGACCCUCUUACAUAAUUCACCCAAGUUUGAAACCCUGGAUCCCGAUGGAUCAAAUACCCUAGAUUUCGAGCAAGAGAAACUUGAAACCCUAGAUUUUGGGAAGUCAAUCGAAACCUUAGAUUCCAAGAAAUCAACUAUCCAAGAUGUCCAGGAAGAGGAACAUGAAACCCUAGAUUAUGAGAAGUCAACUAGCCAAGAUUUGGAGGAAUCCAAUUCUGGUUCUCACUCCGGAUCGGAGAGUUUUGAAAAGGAGAAUGGCUUGGAUUCUGAUGCUGAUAGUCUGGGUAUUCAGGAAGACGUAUCUGGUGCUAAGAGAACUUUAGAUUUUGAUUCUGUGUCUGAGGAAUAUGAUGGAAGACGUCAAGAUCAAUUUGAUGUCAUGGAAAUGGAAAAGGAUAAGGAAAGUGAGGAUCUGAAGGUGGAGGAUUUGGAGAAGAAACGGCUACAUUCGGAUGCUUUUGGGAACAAGAAGGAUAAAAAAAAGAGAGUCAAGACUGUUGAUGAUGAUGGAAAACCUAAGUCAGCUGUUUUCUCAAAAAGAACUGUUAAGAAGAGAAAAGAACAGCUAAAGGAACUCCGAGCCGAGUCUCAGAGACUGUUGCGAGAAACCAGGGAUGCAGCUUUUAAAUCUGUUCCCCUUGUUCAAAAGCCUAUAUCUUCAGUGUUAGAAAAAAUUCGGCAAAGGAAGUUAGAGGUUUCAAAAAAAUGUGUCAAAUCCAGCAAAACUUCUUUUAUUGAUGAUAUAUAUGAUGAUGAGGAUAUUUUAAGAGAGGUUGUGGUUGAGGCUGGCUCUGAAAUUGCUCACAAAGAUGGUAGAGGAGAUGGGGUCCCAAGAGCUGCGAGUAAGACAGCUAUUCGCUGUCCUGCUGAUGUAGAGAGUGGCUUAGGUGUCUUCUCUACUGAUGCAUCUAAAAAUACUGUACAUCCAUCAAGUCAUGAAGUUAUCCCCACUCAGAUGGCUGCAGAUGAGGAACCAAAUCAAGCAUUUCGAGCUCCUAUCGAUGAUACUCAGCACCUCUUUGCUGAUUCCCAAACAAGCAACUCCAAAGAUGAGCUCCCAGAUGAGAAACCUGACAGUCCUCUUGAAGAAGUUCUGGCACCAUCGUCACUUGCUAUGAACUUGAAGCUUGAUUCUGUUCUCCCUGAUGACGUUUCUGAUGAAGAGGAUAAUUACAAAGAGAACAUUGAUCCUUCUCUAGAAAAAUUGGAUGAUUUAUCUUUGUCUCCAAAUGGUGACCCUGUUAAAGCAUUUGUUGAUGAUGAAGCUGAGGAAGAAGAUGACAGUGACAAUGACCUAUUGCGUUUUGAAGAUAAUGAAGAAGAUGAGGAUAUUGAUGAUGUUGAAGAACUUGAGGAUAUGAUAGCAACUGAAUAUAGAGAAAAACCAAUUGACACUGAAAGGCGUAGUGAACUCCAUCAAAAGUGGCUUGAGCAACGGGAUGAAGCUGGAACGGAAAAACUUUUGCAGAGAUUUAAAUGUGGUUCAAAAGAAAUUGAAACAUCUUUGGUGGAAGAAGAAGAGGAAAGUGAAGAAGACAAUGAGGAGUUUGGUGAUGAAGGUAGUGAAGAUGUGACUCCAUCAAAUGUUGUGCGAAUGAAUCUAAGAAAAAUAAAGGAAAUGAUUCCUCAAAUGUUUACAGACAAGGAUGAUUUAUACAUAUCUGAUGAUGAAGAAACUGAAAAAAGCGCAGUUAAGCUGGCCCUCUCCGAGAAGUUGGGAGAGCAGGCUCCAUUUUUGUCACCAGCAGAGGAUAAAGACUCCAAAGAAGUUUUUGGUCUCAUAAAAAGGCUGAAUGUUGUCCCUGACUCAAGGAGAAGGGUAAAAACAUCAGCCCUUUCUGAUAUGCGGCUUAUAGGACACAAGGCAGUGUCGUCAAAGCCAUCUUUCCUGGGUCGAGGAGCAAGACAUUCUUGUCCAUUACCUAAGAAGCAUGGCUCAAGCAUGGUGCGCUCUUUUAUCUUUGAACGAGAUGAUAGCAAUAGCAAGACUACAGUCUCAGAAGGUUCUUCAGAAACGACUCAGGGGGGGAAUCAACCUACAAAAACUGCCGCAACUAGACUUUAUAAUUCACAAAUUAAAUCUAGUACUCGAAAAACAAAUGCUGCAGAACAAACAAGUUCAGGCACUGCAUUAUUUGAGAUAUUGAAACGUUCUUCAUUGCAGUCCAGCCAGUGCACUCGGCACAGUGUGGCUACUCACACUGAAUCAGUAUUGGCUACGUUCAGAUUGCAGAAGCCGAUAAAGAAAGAGCCUAAUUUGUCUAUAAGAACUCUUUAAGGUUCUUUGCCCAUAAAAGUGUUCAUAUUAUGUUUAAUUUAGAUAUCUUAUAGUCAAGUAAUGCGUCUGCUGAACUGUUUAAAACUAUGUUGAAUCUUCCUCUUCCUUUAAAAAAACAAAAAAUUUAUAAAAUCCAUUAUAUUGCUUUUGAAUAGUUA
Mangifera indica (mango) is the source of this 2654-nucleotide messenger RNA. RefSeq lists its product as uncharacterized. Lineage: Eukaryota; Viridiplantae; Streptophyta; Magnoliopsida; Sapindales; Anacardiaceae. The record is from RefSeq and is a predicted model, not a curated record. The coding region runs from base 97 to 2496 and encodes 799 amino acids. The transcript has 11 exons.